Messenger RNA from Cylindrotheca closterium, 459 nucleotides. Lineage: Eukaryota; Bacillariophyta; Bacillariophyceae; Bacillariales; Bacillariaceae. The record is from the annotation of a GenBank genome assembly.
AUGCUCUCCUCCGCUACCCACCGUGUUUGCACAGGUUUUGGUGACUCCAAGAGAAGCUUUCGCCCUCCGUCAGCGGUGCCAUUCCAAGGUUGUGGGCAAGGGAAUGGUGCCGGACCCCCCAUUUGGAUCUCAACGAGCUCGGUGUUAAUCACAAUGAUGGAAGCAAUGGGCUAUGGAUUUGAGUGUCUUUUGGUGCUAGAGUCACAACUAGUGACAGCCCAAUGUUUCUGUUUUGUUGACAAUACGGAUGUGAUUGAAGCAGGUGGCACGGUCCAUCACUCUGGGGAGGAUAUUUGCGCCUCAGUUCAGGCUGCUGCCACCUUGUGGUUGGGGGGAAUUCGGGCAACAGGUGGUGCAAUCAAUCCAGAGAAGUCCUUCUCGUGGCUUAUUGACUUUGAAUGGGAUGCUUGCAAUGAACAAAAAAUAUUCAAAUUCCAACUGUCUAUUUAUUUUGUUUAG